This is a messenger RNA of Aedes aegypti (yellow fever mosquito), 2384 nucleotides long. RefSeq lists its product as uncharacterized. The coding region runs from base 529 to 1980 and encodes 483 amino acids. Lineage: Eukaryota; Metazoa; Arthropoda; Insecta; Diptera; Culicidae. The record is from RefSeq and is a predicted model, not a curated record. The transcript is spliced from 8 exons.
CAUGUGCGGUAUGGCACCUGACACGAGCAUAUACGGUGUUAAGUCUUAUAUUUACCUCGAGUGCAAUCGGAACCGAUUCCGAAUUGAAUGAAUUAAAUCAAAACGCAAAGUGCAUCAACCAAAACGGCGAAAAUUAAUCGUGCCAGAAAAAAAGCACUCUGCCUGUGAUAAAACCCCCACUUGAGUUUUGCCACAACUUUGGUGUGAUAAUUUGUGUCCCCUCCGUUACAAUCGGGAACCACACAGAACCAAAACUCGAAGAGAGUGUUCCAUAGUGCAACGAAAUUUUCAGAUUGUGACAGUGGACAAGUGCGAUUCAACAGUGAAACGGGUCCGGAGGAGGUCUGGAAGAAGAAAGCUUUUGUGCAAAGUUGUUGGAUUGAAAGUUGCUUCGGGUGAUAGGGCGCAGAAACGUUGCUGCUGGCAGAGAGCAGUAAAACUAAGAAAACAAGAGCGACGCCCUAAAACAGCCCUUAAACUUCCCACAUACAUGUGCUGGCACCAGUGCCACUUUUCGAGAGCUGGACGAUGAAUUCAACCCCACGAGAGCGAGAUAAAUCGCACACAACAAACGAACGUUCGACAUGUAGUUCCUUGAAUCUGCUACACGCCUUAUCGGACGACAGCGAGAUAGACUGCCUGGAGGAAAAUAUCGUUAUUGAUGAAAUAACGGAGCUGGAACCGACCUCGAUGGUUUUGCGGUACUGCAAAGGGAAGUUCCUUCGGCCCUACGUCUGCAUCCUGGGUUUGGUUGGACUGCGGCCAAACGCCGUCGAUGUGGACCUUUGUACCCUGCUGGGUCACUUGCAGUCGAUCAUGGUGCUGACGCUUCUGCUAGCCGGCUAUGUGCUGCAGUAUCUGUCCGGAUUUCGACGUGACCGAGGCUUCUCAACACUGGACCCUCCACCCGCCAUCGGUGAACUCUCACACCAGAUAUCAACCACCAACGAUGACUUUCCAGCUCCGGUAACCACACCGGUUCCGACGAGCGUUGGUUUUGCAACCGUUUCCGGUUCGAUUAUGAAGACAAUAAUGCUCAAUACCAGCGAAAUGAUAUUCAUUUACAUCAUCCCUGCGCUGUUACAUCUCGGCGGAUUUGUGAUCGGUAUUUACAUUUACCGCUUUGCCGAUAACGAACACUUGCAGUGUUUGAUAGAAAAGGUUUUCAUCCUGUGCAACGUUCCCCGCCGGUUGGUGGUGACACUGUGGGUCUACUUUAUUCUCGGAGCGCUCUGGCUGGCUGGAUCCACGGCAUACGUCUAUUUGCUGACGUUGAAACAUUCAUACGUCAUCGCCAGCUUCCCCAGGUGGAAUUCGUGGGACGAGCUGGACCCAACCGAACGGGACUAUGUUCGAAUUUUCCUGUGUGUUUCACUGUUCUUUCACGAUCUGGUCCAGGUCGUUAUCAUCAUCAGCUACAGUCUUAUGUGCUACUUGCUGCGCUGCUAUCUGGUGGGGCUAAAGGAAAAGCUGCUACUGCACACCAUCGAACCCCUCAACUGGAUGCGGGAGAUUUGUGAGUUCCGCAAGCUGUUACAUCAUCUGAAUGCGAAAAUCUCGUUGCCCGUUGCCUGCCUGGCGUUGCUGAACCUGAGCUACAUGUUCUCCAGCGUUGUGCAUCUAUUCCAGGACAUGAAUUCCUGUCCAAUUAGAGUGUUUAGCUACACCGUUGCCAACGUGCUUCUGUGGCUGGUCAUCUCGUUGAUGUCGUUCUUCCAAGCAGCAUCCCUCACGGCAUCCUGUCGUCAAACGCAAACCUGUGGGCACCUGAUCAGCAUCCGUCCGUUCGUUCACCGGAACACUUCGUCGGAGGAUUUGAACACGGUGCUGCUGUACGCCUCAUCGCUGAACAUGUCGGCAAAAUUGUUCCGCAUGCCAAUCAAUGCCCACUAUCUGUGCUUUGUCGUGUUUGUUAGCAUUUUGGCACUGCUAACGUUCGGGAUGUGUCUCAGCUUGGCAAUUGGCGGCGAUGUACCCUAAUGAGUAACGUACAACAAUAUCGAAGCGCGUCGCCAUGUGGUAUACAUCGGAAGUCCCGGUGUGGAGUAUAUCUAUCCAGGCUAUGACCAGGGGUGAAGGCGAUAAAAAAGGCUGUAAUGUAUUACAGUUACCACGAGAUCAAUUAAAACAUCGCGCCUGCCUGGCUAUGCAUAAUUAAAAAAGGGAAAUCGGCAUGCAAACUAAAAUAAUAUCCUAUCAAGCAUAACUGAACAUUCAUAGUUCGCUUGAACUUGAACACGUGUUUGGGAGAGUAUUGAAUUUAUUCAAUUUUGAACUUGUAUAAAUCUUUAUUUAAAACACUCGUGUUUUGCUAUUUGUACACCAAAACUUUAUAUAAUUAAGGGUUCAAAUAUAUUCUGGUAAUAUGUUAUUCCUUAUUGUAA